Molecule: messenger RNA, 1551 nt
Organism: Aspergillus homomorphus CBS 101889
Lineage: Eukaryota; Fungi; Ascomycota; Eurotiomycetes; Eurotiales; Aspergillaceae
Product: casein kinase II subunit beta
Exons: 1
Coding region: 431-1516 (361 amino acids)
Cellular component (GO): protein kinase CK2 complex; cytoplasm
Molecular function (GO): protein kinase regulator activity
Source: RefSeq, a predicted model, not a curated record
UGGACAUCCUAAAACUGUUAUCGCGUCGACGUUCCCUCAUCGCACAAUAAUCCGCCGGCCCGCACACUGCCCAUGACCCCUCAGCUUAUCAGCCAGACGCAAGGCUUCUAAUUGAUCAUCGCAGCAGUUCGCCUUCCACGGCCUCUCUCAUCAGCACCUGAACCCCUGUGUCUACAUCUUCCCUCCCUUUCACGUUAGGGAGUGUCACAACGUAUCCGACAGACUUGUACCCGGCACUCGAUAUAGCCGGUGCAGGUUUCAGCCCGCGCCCUAUCUCGGAACGAGAUUCAUAUCGGAAGCCUGUUGCCCCCGUUAGCUCGGCAACGUGUCGAGAGAGACAGGUUCGGCGUUGGCCGACGGCCUAGACAGGCUGGAUCUGAGUCAACUGUCUGAAUCAACGCCCUCAUCAUCCGCGUCGGACUCAUUCGAUAUGUCGUCGUCGGAAGGUGCACCGGAGUCAUGGAUCGCCUCCUUCUGCUCCUUGAUGGGUCAUGAGUUCUUUGCAGAAGUCUCGGAGGAUUUCAUUGAGGAUGACUUCAACCUCACUGGUCUCCAGUCACAAGUUCCCAUGUACAAGGAGGCGCUGGAGAUGAUAUUGGACGUGGAACCGGAGGAAGACGACGAGGACGAGGAGGAAGAGGACGAGGAUGAGGAUGAAGACGAGAUACUGGGCGAUGACAAGCCUCCGGGCUACCGAAGAGCUGGAGAGCGCAGACAUGCGCGGGUGGCAAGCGAUUUGAGUGUGAUUGAGGGCUCAGCCGAGUUGUUAUACGGCUUGAUUCAUCAACGGUACAUCACUUCACGACCUGGUAUCCAGCAGAUGCUUGAAAAAUAUGAGAUGCAGCAUUUUGGUGUCUGUCCCAGAGUAUACUGCAAUGGUUGCAGGGUCUUGCCCGUUGGUCGCUCAGAUACCCCCGGCCAGGAGACGGUCAAAUUGUUUUGUCCCAGUUGUCAGGACUUGUACACACCACCCAACAGUCGAUUUCACUCGGUUGAUGGCGCCUUCUUCGGCACUACUUUUGGCUGCCUGUUCUUUAUGACUUUCCCCGAUUUGGAUAUUGGAUCUCGGAUGGAUAGUUCCCUGUCUGCUCUUUCUCCCACGCGCUCUUCCUCCCUGACAUCUUCCUCUAUCAACAACCAGGUGUCUCCAGAUGUGCCGCCUCCCAACCAGCCCGUCGAGAUCAACGGCAUGCGCACGGUCAACUUCAGCCCUGGUCUCGGCCCAGGCCGCAUUUAUGAAUCAAGGAUCUAUGGAUUCCGUGUUUCGGAGAGGUCACGGUCAGGUCCCCGCAUGAAGUGGCUGCGCAUGAAACCCCUUGAUAUUCGCGAAUUGGACGAAAUGUCUCGCUACGAAGCGCUACAUGGGGAGGCGGAUAACGAUGGUGACACCGAGAUGGGCAGUGGUAAUGGCACCGCUGCUCAGAACGCUGCCAUCGCCAGACGGAAGAAAGCCCCAAUGCGGAGGCGCCGGUACAACCCGGACCAAAUGAGCAUCAACGGAGCGGACGCUGGCUGAAAUAAUUGUCGUCAUGCUUGGAUGAAACUUCGCGC